This is a messenger RNA of Babesia microti strain RI, 1794 nucleotides long. RefSeq lists its product as hypothetical. The coding region runs from base 1 to 1794 and encodes 597 amino acids. NCBI's taxonomy places the organism in Eukaryota, Apicomplexa, Aconoidasida, Piroplasmida, Babesiidae. The record is from RefSeq and is a predicted model, not a curated record. The transcript has a single exon.
AUGUAUACUGCUAGUGUAAUUUCAAUACUUUUGCUAAAUAGUGUAAAGAAUAGUUCACAAAUAUAUCUAUUUAGUGAUGAUGGUGUUAGAGGAGAGAUGGGUGAAGGAGUGAUUAGGGCAGCGGAUGCUGACGUAGGUAUUGUUAAGGAUCUAAGGGCAAGUAUUGGACAUUUAAAUGAGGUGAAAGAUGAUAUAUUGGAUUCAUUACGUGUCCAGGAAAAAGGUGUUAUAACAAUGAACAAGUUGCUCGAUGGACCUGGAAAAGGUUUUGAAGACGCAGAGAUUAUUAGGGAGGAAGUAAUUGAAAGGGUUAAAUCAUCAGCUAAAUUGGCGAAAACAAUAAUAGCAAUUAUUGAUAGUGUCAUUCCCCCUAUGAAUGAAAAGAUAGAUGAAAUAGUUAAAUGUAUAAGUGAGGAAGUAUCCUCAGAGGCUGGCAAAAGGUGUAAUUCAUAUAUAAAUGAUGCGUAUACUUUGUCAGUAAAUACUACUAAAUUUAUCGACAAGAGGUUCUUAUCGAUCGUCAAAGAUGAUCAAUACAUCCAAAAUAUGCUCAACGAACUAUCACUCAGAUUGCAAAAUAAGUCUAGUCCUCAUAGUAGGGAAGAAAUAAUUGGAGCAUAUGGUAAUAAUUUUAGCAAUGCAAUUGGAAAUAUAAAAAUGUAUUUCAAAUUGGUGGAAGAAAAAAGGAAUUAUAUAACAGCAGAAUCUGAAAAAAUUAGUGAUUUGAGAACCUCCUGUAUGAGAUCUCUCAAGGCCAUUAAGAGGUUUAAUAAGGUUGAAGCUGAAAAUCUGCUAACUAAAAUCACUCACGAAUACAUGUUUAUGAAACACACAGAGGAUGAUGUUUAUAGCUAUAUUGAGGAUGUGUUACACGUACUUUACGAUGCUGAAAACAUGGCUAAUGCCAUGAUAACAAAGUUUAAUGGCAAUGACCAACUUGUAUUAGAUGAUAUAAUUGGUUCACUAGAUAAUAUUAAUGAAAUUAUAGAAAAUGUAGCCUUCACAUUUGAUGAAGAGGGAAACUUGUACCGGGCGAUUACGACUUUUAAAGUGUCUGUUGAAAAAAAUAGGAGGCUAGUUGAAAAGGCCAAUGCCUUUGUUGAUGACUUGCUUGUAACUCGAAACAGGGAUGUGUUUAAGCCCUUUAAAAAGCCAUUUGAAUAUUUGACUAUUAAAAACGUAAUUGAUAGUAUUAAGCUGCUUAAAAAUGCCAAGAUGGAUCUGCAAGAGAAGAUGUCCAAGGUGGUUCAGAUUACCCAAACUGAGGGAUUAGUGUUUAAAGCGUUGGGAAUUGUAAGUGAAGAGGGGUAUAAACCAAAAACUUUUCAUGAAAAAUUGUUUGAAAUUGGGAAAGGGAUUGAAGACCAAUGUAAGCAUAUUUUUGAUGAUGUUAACGGUCUAAUUGUGAUACACAAGUACGACCAAACAAUCUUGUAUAUGUCCAGCUGUCUAAGCCAACAUUUGGGCGACAAAGACAGCGCUAACACCAAUGAUAAUAUGGGAGAUGGUAAAUUACAAUCAAGCAAAGACUGUAAGGAAGCAUUUAGGCUAUUAUGGAAUCUCAACGACAAACACGCCAAGAACAAAAUAGACAAGGCACUUGUGGCGCUGAGGGAGAAAUUGGAGGCGCAACGAUUAGUACUGGCCAUUUCCAUUUUGUCUAGGGACUAUGACGCUAUGGGCAAGGAUAUGGGAGUCAUGCUGAAUGACAUUGCGAUGAAAAAUCCAGAUGUUGGAAACUUUAUCAGUGCAGUUAGUGACAAACAGCUGGAGAAAAUGUUGGCGAAAUUUUAG